AUGCCCCGGGGGAGGCGCGGAGGCCGCGUGAGCGCCCUGGAGGGCGGCCCGGAGGAAGAAGCGCCCCCGGCGGCGGCCGCUGUGCCCUCUGCGCUGUGGGCGUCCGGGCUACAGCCGGGGGCGGCGGCCGGGCAGACUCUGCUGCGGGGCAUCUUCGAGAUCGGGAGGAGCAGCUGCGACGUGGUGCUGAGCGAGCUGGCCCUGAGGUGGUGGCCCAUCCAACCCGAGCGACCCGCGGGUGACUCCAAAUAUGAUCAAUGUAAAGAAGAAUUCAUCGAAGUCAAGGACAUAUUCUCUGUCAAACUGAAAAGACGUUAUUCUGCUAAGCAGCAGGGAAAUGGUACUUUACUAGGUAUCACUCUCUUCAUUUGCUUGAAAAAGGAACAAAAUAAACUAAAAGAUUCUACACUUGAUCUUAUUAAUUUAAGUGAAGACCACUGUGAUGUAUGGUUUAAACAAUUCAAGAAAAUUUUGGCAGGUUUUUCAAAUAGACCAAAGUCAUUAAAAGUAAUUCUCAACCCCCAGAGCCACAAAAAAGAAGCUACCCAAGUCUAUUAUGAGAAGGUUGAACCACUAUUGAGGAUUGCAGGAAUAAAGACUGAUGUUACAAUAACAGAGUACGAAGGGCACGCUCUGGCACUGCUGAAGGAUUGUGAACUCCAGGAAUUUGAUGGUGUCGUCUGUGUUGGUGGCGAUGGAUCUGCCAGUGAAGUUGCCCAUGCUUUGCUUCUCAGAGCCCAGAAGAAUGCUGGGAAGGAAACAGACAGCCUUCUCACCCCUGCCCGAGCACAGCUGCCACUCGGCUUAAUACCAGCAGGCUCUACUAACGUACUCGCACAUUCUCUUCAUGGAAUCCCUCAUGUGGUAACUGCAACUUUGCACAUUAUAAUGGGGCACAUACAACCAGUUGAUGUCUGCACUUUUAGCACGACUGGCAAGCUUCUUCGCUUUGGGUUCUCCGCCAUGUUUGGCUUUGGUGGAAGAACUUUGGCCCUUGCAGAAAAAAAUCGAUGGAUGUCACCCAACCAACGAAGGGAUUUUGCGGUCAUGAAGGCACUGGCAAAACUCAAGCCUGAAGACUGUGAAAUAUCCUUUUUACCAUGUAUCAGCUCUCACGAUUUACAAGAAUGGAAGGCAGAAGGAUCUCCCAAAUCUGACAGUAGUGAUCAGUGGCAGACCAUCCAGGGUCAGUUCUUGAAUGUCAGCAUUAUGGCAAUCCCUUGCCUGUGUUCGGUGGCACCUAGAGGCCUGGCACCUACUACCAGAUUAAAUAAUGGAAGCAUGGCUCUUAUCGUUGUACGAAACACUUCUCGACCAGAAUUUAUAAAGCACCUAAAAAGAUACGCCAGUGUUAAAAAUCAGUUCAACUUUCCAUUUGUUGAGACUUACACUGUUGGAGAAGUAAGAGUUCGUCAGAGGAACAAAAGCGGAUGUGAUCCGGAGGAGGAUGAUGGACGGCAGGCAGCUGCUUCAGAACACAGUUUCCCUUGGAACAUAGAUGGUGACUUAGUGGAAGCCGAAUCAGAGGUUCUGGUCAAAUUACACCCAAGACUGAUCAGUCUUUAUGGAGGAAGCAUGGAAGAAAUGAAUGAUUCCAAAGUAACAUGUAAUUGUUUAUAGAAGAAAUGUACAAACUAGAAUUUUAAGAGUGAAGGAAUUGGUCAUGCAUUAAAGAUAUAGGGGAAAAAUUAUUUUUUUAAAGAAAUGAAAAUUGCUAUUUUUGUUGCUAAAAAUUAGCUUCUAGAGCUUAAGCCAUGAAAUAUAAUGAAUUAAAUUCUGGGUUUCAGAAAGUAUUUAUUGGAACUGAAAGUAAACAUUCAUAUACUCAAAACAUCAUGAUGAUCUGUCAGUAAUUCCCAAGUGAAAUAAUUUGGAUGCUUUCACCUUUCAGGAUUUGAGUCCAUCCUCUAUGGGUAUAAGAUUUCCUACAGCCUGGUACAGAUGGAUGCCAGAGAUUACCUAAGGAUGCCCUGGUGAGAUCCUAAUCCAGAUUUCAAAAUGGCUCCAAUACCUACGUUAUUUGCCAAAGAGAUAAACUAUUUUAAGUUGUUAGGGAACCGAUUUUGUGACUAUUCCCUGAAAGCUGAAAGUUGUUGAUUUUCUUUAAGUCUUUCCAAAUCCAUAACAAAUUUUGAAGUAUGAGAAGUAGCUAACUAGUGAGGAGCUGUUUUCUCUUUGCUUCUGAAAGUCGUGUUAUCCAGCAAUCCUAGCACACUGGUUUAGCGCACUCAAUACCCCACAUGCUGUCAUCUCUGGAUAGAGAAGAGCCCAAUUUAAAUUUCCUCAGAGAUCAUCCUUCACCACUGAUUCCAGAAAAUCUCCUGAAAGGAUUACUUUGCUUUUUAUGUAAUGAAAAAGGCAGAUCAUUUGCUUAUAUAAUACCUUUUUAAGUUUAAUCAAUGACUGCUGGGAUAUACCGUGUUCAGGAGGGUUCAUGCUCGCAGAUUGGGUUUCAGCCAUCGAGUGCCUUCAGAAACUCUGUCCUCCUUGUUCUCUGGCCACCAAUUACUACUGUGGGCUCAUGAACAGAGAACCUGCAGGAAUUUCGGCAGCCUGAGAAAGACCGCUGUUGGCAGGGGCUUCAGAUAGACAGAAGUCUUUUACUAUUUAAUUGCUUCCAAUAAUAAAGACAGAUAUAGGGGCGCCUGGGUGGCUCAGUGGGUUAAGCUGCUGCCUUCGGCUCGGGUCAUGAUCCCGGGGUCCUGGG
Messenger RNA from Neogale vison (American mink), 2707 nucleotides. RefSeq names its product ceramide kinase like (gene CERKL). The coding region runs from base 1 to 1620 and encodes 539 amino acids. The transcript is spliced from 13 exons. Gene Ontology annotation, molecular function: kinase activity. The record is from RefSeq and is a predicted model, not a curated record. Lineage: Eukaryota; Metazoa; Chordata; Mammalia; Carnivora; Mustelidae.